UGCCGGUCUGAGCCACAACCAAGUGUUCGUUCCUCCAUCUUGCUCGGCCAGUGAGGAUAUCACAGGAUGGCUCUCCUCUCCGCACGACUUGCCGCCUCCGUGGCCAGACAGUUACCUAGGAGCACCCCUCAGGUGGCCAAGCUUCUGCCAGCAGCUUCUCUUGUUUCCCGCAAACUUUCUACCACCAAUGUUACCUAUACAGCAGAGGUGUCCACCAUCCUGGAGGAGCGCAUUCUUGGCGCUGCCCCCAAGGUAAACCUGGAGGAGACUGGUCGUGUCCUGAGUAUUGGUGAUGGUAUUGCUCGUGUGUAUGGCCUCAAGAACAUCCAGGCAGAGGAGAUGGUAGAAUUCUCUUCUGGCCUCAAAGGUAUGGCCCUGAACUUGGAACCCGACAAUGUUGGUGUUGUGGUGUUCGGUAAUGAUAAGCUCAUUCGUGAAGGUGACAUUGUGAAACGUACUGGUGCCAUUGUGGACGUUCCUGUGGGUGAAAGUAUUCUUGGACGUGUCGUUGAUGCUCUGGGUAAUACUAUUGAUGGCAAGGGACCCAUUACUGGAGGAAAGAGGGCACGUGUUGGUGUGAAGGCCCCUGGCAUCAUCCCACGUAUCUCUGUAAGGGAACCCAUGCAGACUGGCAUUAAGGCUGUCGACUCGUUGGUGCCAAUUGGCCGAGGCCAGCGUGAAUUGAUCAUUGGAGAUCGUCAGACAGGCAAGACUGCCAUUGCCAUUGAUACAAUUAUUAACCAGAAACGCUUUAACGAUGGUGCUGAGGAAAAGAAGAAACUGUAUUGUAUCUAUGUUGCCAUUGGACAGAAGAGAUCUACUGUUGCCCAAAUUGUGAAGAGGCUCACUGAUGCUGAUGCCAUGAAGUACACCAUUGUGGUGUCUGCCACUGCUUCUGAUGCUGCUCCACUGCAGUACUUGGCACCUUACGCCGGCUGUGCCAUGGGUGAAUUCUUCCGUGACAAUGGCAAACACGCUCUCAUCAUUUAUGAUGACUUGUCAAAGCAGGCUGUUGCCUACCGUCAGAUGUCUCUGCUGCUUCGUCGUCCCCCUGGCCGUGAAGCUUACCCUGGUGAUGUGUUCUAUCUUCACUCACGUCUUCUUGAACGUGCUGCCAAGAUGAAUGACACAAAUGGUGGUGGAUCUCUCACUGCCCUGCCAGUCAUUGAAACCCAGGCUGGUGAUGUGUCUGCCUAUAUUCCUACCAAUGUCAUUUCCAUCACUGACGGACAGAUCUUCUUGGAGACUGAGCUCUUCUACAAGGGUAUUCGUCCUGCUAUCAACGUCGGUCUAUCUGUGUCUCGUGUAGGUUCUGCUGCCCAGACUAAGGCAAUGAAGCAGGUUGCUGGUUCCAUGAAACUGGAGUUGGCCCAGUACCGUGAGGUAGCAGCUUUCGCUCAGUUUGGUUCAGAUCUGGAUGCCUCCACCCAGCAGUUGUUGAACCGUGGUGUCCGCCUCACUGAAUUGCUGAAGCAGGGACAGUAUGUACCCAUGGCCAUUGAGGAACAGGUAGCAGUCAUUUACUGUGGUGUACGUGGCCAUCUUGACAAGAUGGACCCCGCAAAGAUCACGAAGUUUGAGCAGGAGUUUAUGGGCAUGAUGAAAACCAGCCACCAGGACAUUCUCACCAGCAUUGCUAAGGAGGGGCUUAUCACCCCAGACGUAGACGCAAAGCUAAAAAAGAUCGUUGUGGAUUUCAUUUCCACUUUCCAGGGUUAAAUAAUUUAAGAGUGAGCGAGGUCUAGGUAAAAUCACAGGAUGUCCUUGUGUUGUCUUUGAGUGGCUUGAAAGUCGGGGUAUAAGUUGGAUAAAAAUUUAUCUUCAUAUUAUGUAUAUUAAACAUCACUCCCCAACUCUGUGCUUACUAUGAAAGUACACUCUGGUUUCCCAGUGUAUAUAUAAGCCAAUGUCAACUUGAGAAAGGAUUACGUAACUUAUGUAAACCAUUCUCAUACCACAUUUCCAUAUUUUUUAAUUAUUAUGGAGGUGACCAUGAUGUAUAUAGAUAUAUUGUCCCAGUGUUCAAUGAAAUUCCUCCAUAAAGCUUGUCAUCAAUGUCCCCCAUUGGUAGAUGGAUAUGCUGCACUAGUGUCAUGUACAGGUUCUCCAUAAUAAAUAAAGGAACAUUUUUC
This is a messenger RNA of Homarus americanus (American lobster), 2132 nucleotides long. It is a transcript of the gene blw, whose product is annotated as ATP synthase subunit alpha, mitochondrial-like. Lineage: Eukaryota; Metazoa; Arthropoda; Malacostraca; Decapoda; Nephropidae. Gene Ontology annotation, biological process: proton motive force-driven ATP synthesis; proton transmembrane transport. Bases 67 to 1719 code for a protein of 550 amino acids. The record is from RefSeq and is a predicted model, not a curated record. The transcript has 8 exons. Gene Ontology annotation, molecular function: proton-transporting ATP synthase activity, rotational mechanism; ADP binding; ATP binding.